Messenger RNA from Syngnathus typhle (broad-nosed pipefish), 3958 nucleotides. It is a transcript of the gene sack1hb, whose product is annotated as family with sequence similarity 83 member Hb. The transcript is spliced from 8 exons. Bases 249 to 3776 code for a protein of 1175 amino acids. The record is from RefSeq and is a predicted model, not a curated record. Lineage: Eukaryota; Metazoa; Chordata; Actinopteri; Syngnathiformes; Syngnathidae. Gene Ontology annotation, biological process: intermediate filament cytoskeleton organization; positive regulation of cell migration; protein localization to cytoskeleton. Gene Ontology annotation, cellular component: keratin filament. Gene Ontology annotation, molecular function: keratin filament binding.
GCCUGCUCCUUCCUCAUUCGCCGCAGUGGCGUAGUGGCGGCGGCCCUGAGGGUGCACUUGGACGCACACACGCACGCAGGGCACUCGAUCCGGGCCUGGAGCCUCACUUUGGGGGAGGAUUUCAGAAUAAUUCGCUUUUUAUUGACAAGUUCCAAUGCGGACGCAAAGAGAAGACGCCUUACAAGUUUGGAGAGUUACGAUUUCCUCAGCACCAGCCCUGACCUGGACUCCCACUAAUACCUCCAACCAUGACUCACCGCUCUCAGAGUUCUUCCAUUGGUGACAACCCCCUGGACCCAAAUUACCUGCCUCCGCACUACAAGGAGGAAUACCGCCUUGCCAUUGAUGCACUGAUCGAAAAUGAUUUAUCGGGCUACUACGAGUUCCUCCAGGGAGCUGACGUGGUCAGCUUUCUGGCACAAGCUGAAAUUGAGCACAUCAAAUCCACGAUCCAGGAGCCCACUCACGCCCACAGCGUUCCCGACCUGAGGUACCCAGAGGCGGGCCACAAUGUGGAGGGCUCGUCCGACACCUACUGGCCCAUGCAGUCCGACCUGGCCGCUCCGGGCCUAGACCUCGGAUGGCCACUGACUCAGAACAGCUUCAUCGGACCCACGGAGGUCACCACUCUGGUCAACCCGUCGGAGCCAAACAUGCCAAGUAUCAAGGAGCAGGCCAGGAGACUCAUCAAGAAUGCUCGGCAGGUCAUUGCGGUGGUGAUGGACACGUUUACCGACGUGGAUAUUUUUGCCGACCUCUUGGAUGCGACAGCUCGCCACAUUCCUGUUUACAUUCUUCUAGACGAGGAGGAAGCUCAGAACUUUGUCUCCAUGGUGAUCAACUGCAAGGUCAACUUGGACUUAAUUCAGAUGAUGCGAGUCAGGACCGUGGCGGGAAUAACGUAUCAAUCCCGAACGGGGAAGUCAUUCAAGGGGCAAAUGAAAGAUCGUUUCCUAUUGGCUGAUUGCAGAGCUGUGCUGAGUGGUAAUUAUAGCUUCAUGUGGUCAUAUGAGAAAAUCCAUCGCUGCAUCGCGCACCUUUUUCUGGGUGAACUGGUGGCCACGUUCGACGAAGAGUUUCGCAUCCUCUACGCUCAGUCCGAGCCCCUCGUCAUCGACCCAUCGGACGGAACGCUGGCAGUCCCGGACACCGGCGCUUACUUAAGCAUGCAGUUGGGUUUAAAGAGGACCCAGUCCUUACGGAACCCUCUAGGCUUCCGGAGGCAAUCCGAGAUAACCUCCAGCUUCUCAUACGGAGAUCAGGAACGCAACCUGGGACUUCCAUUCCGACGAAACGACCCCUUUCGUCACACCAUUGAGCACGGGGCGGCGAUCGUGAUGGGGAAGUAUUCCCAGCAGCAGUUUCGUCCCCAGCAGUCCUACUUGGAGCAGGGACGGUCUAUCGUGUCCCGGCAGAUAGAGAUGAGCGGCUUCAAGAGGCACAGCUACGCCGAAGGCACCCAGGACAACUACAUGUCCUCCAGGCACUACAUGAAGCACAGAGUCAUGAACAAUCUGGACGAGACAGACUUCAACAGGGAACCCAGACACCAUUUCUACAGCGAAGGUCCCGGCCCAGGUUCUGGCCACGGACACUUUGACAGACAUCGUCCGCAGCAUCUAUCCAUCGACCAGUAUUCAGACUCGAGUUCCUUUCGCUCAGACCUCGAGUUCAGUGGCGGAAACUAUGCGAGAGGCAAUGCACAUCUUUCCUCUGACAAUUUAAGCGGACCCGACGGGAUUCACGCACCUCCAGUAGCCGGGAGGUAUGGAGGAACCACUGCCCAGAAGAGGCCAACCAUUGGUCAGGCGUAUGCUUGUCAGAGCUCGCCCACGCAUCCUCACCCGCUAGACAAGAAGUCCUUUCCAAAGCACUCAGAUCAGGAGCACGGGGAGGACGCAAGCGUGCGACACGGCUUGCGCAACUGGCGGAUCCACUCGUAUCUGAGCACAUACGAGGAAGGCGGAGAAGAUGGGCUCAAUCAACCCGCCGGGCCGGACGCCUUUGAAGAUCCUCCACCUGCUCAGGAGCCCGGUGAAUGUUCAGCCGCCCGCUUUGGGCUAAAGGAGCCACUGAACGUUGCUUCCAAUCCCAGAGUGGAUUUCAAAAAACCUCGCUUUGGGAAGCCCGUCGUCCCUGACGGCACCGGCAAGGAGGUGACCACCAAGGACCUGCUUCCGUCAUUUUUGCUGGAUAGAAAUGAGAAGGAAGCGGAGAAAGACCGGGAGCGAGAGGCGAGGUGGGGUUCUGAAAAAGACGACAGCAGGGAAAGAGAAGCCAAAGAGCACUCAGAACUCUUCCUUUCCAAACACGACUCGUUCCGCUCACGGAUCAACCCGCUCCUGCAGCGGAGCUCACGUCUGCGCUCCUCACUCAUAUUCUCAUCUUCCAAAGCUGAAAUGCAUAGCGGGAGCACCGCUGCUGCCACGGAGGAUGAGGGCAAAUCCUCCAUUGUAGCCCAGAUAUUAGAGAAGAGGCGAUCGUUGUCUCGGGAACCUUUCGAGUGGAAAAAGAUGGCUGAGGAGAAGGAACAAGACAAAAGUGAGACUGCAAAGGAAAGUGAAAAAGGAAUGAAAGACAUAGCAGAAAGCAAAGAUGAACCUCAGCAGCACCUGGCAACCGUUGACACCUCUGACGCUGUCACCUCAUCUCUCAACUUUAACGACCCGGCGAAUCGACUCAAGUAUUUCAAAGAUGUAGCUGCUAAGCGGAAAGCAUCCAGAAUGGAGACUGAAGCGCCGCUGAAGGUCCCAGAAUCAGCAGAGAAGAAGGCGGACUAUCCUGACAAUCCCCCCCCCACAAACACUACAGCCGGUGCUGCGAGUAGCUCGACAGAAUCCGAGACCAAGAAACCGGAUGCAUUGGGAAAACAAUCAGAACUCACUCGGCGAGCUUCGCUUACAUCCUCCAAGCCGUCUCUGCUCUCGCCCAAGCCUUUCGUAAGUAGCGUUAAGCCCCCCGAAAGCCACAAGGACGAGAGCUCGUCCGACGGCCAAAAGAAAGACCUCUUCAAGACUUUGAAGCCCCUCCCGUCCCCAAAGAUCUUCAAACGGGACCAGCUCAAGUUUAAGGUACUCAAUCCUCGCAGGGUCUCCUGUGGCGAGGAGAUCCUCACGGACGCGACAGACUCCGAGAAGAGCGAGAUGAAGAAGAGUCGCUCUCAAAGUUCCUCCACUCUGCCACACGAUGAGUCCAAGGAGAAGGUGAUGGGUUCCAACACAUCCAUCAACACGCUCGGCGAAGGGAAGGGCGACGGCAAAACGUUGGACUUCCUAAAGAAACAGACUCAGAGGCUCAAGGGAUUCUUGGGUCCCAGGGAUAAGGAGAAGAAGUCCUCGGGAGAAGAUCGGGGCAGCAUGAGCACCGUCAAGGAAAUGGUCGAAGAUUACAACAAGAAGCAAAGUAAAGACACGGAGGGAUCGGCCUCAGCCGCCGCCGAUGACCAGCCCACGGCAAACCACAGGACGUCGCCUGGCACAUCGGGUUCAUCGCGCUACCAGCCCUCGGGGAGCUCUGUGCUGUUCAGCAGCAACCUCCGUGACGACACAAAGGUCAUCCUGGAGCAGAUCUCGGCUAACACCCAGAAGAACCGACACGAGCGGGGUGAGGACGGAGAUCGCGACGCAAAGGACAACGACUUCUCGGCCAAGAAAAAUCGCUUUCUGAGACCACAAGGCGGCAUACAGGAGAGGGAGGGACUUCUCAAGAGGAUAGAGAGCCUAAGAAAGGAGAAGAAGGUCUACAGCCGCUUUGAGAUGGGAAAUACACUGGGAUAGCUGAAAAAAGAAGGUGCCUGCUUGAGGACGACGUGGGAAUCGACUAACGCGCCACCAUCAAGUGCCAACAACACGCAAGCGUUGCUCCAACACAGUCACCUCUGCUAACCCGGAAGAACGCUUGGAAAAAAAAAAAGUAAAGACGGAUGCAGAAUGUGCCAGUUUGCCAAACACCGCUACAA